Trichogramma pretiosum is the source of this 2127-nucleotide messenger RNA. Its product is annotated as SET and MYND domain-containing protein 4-like. Bases 53 to 2116 code for a protein of 687 amino acids. NCBI's taxonomy places the organism in Eukaryota, Metazoa, Arthropoda, Insecta, Hymenoptera, Trichogrammatidae. The transcript has 5 exons. Gene Ontology annotation, molecular function: protein binding. The record is from RefSeq and is a predicted model, not a curated record.
UAUACACCAUAGUUUUCUCAACGAUUGAAAAGUUCGGCGAAAGCGAGUCAGGAUGAGCAGUCAAUCCUCGAAUUGCAGCUCCUACAGAAAUUUCGAAUCACGAGUUCGAGGCUCGAGCUCGUCUCUCGAAUUCCGCAAGAAAUUCGAUGAUUCGAGCAGAAAGAACAACCGACGAGCCAUGAUCGAUCACAUCCUAACGGCUCUUGGUCCUGCACCGAUAGCAGUAGAAAUGGAAUUCGACGGCAAAGACGUCGAAUCAGCCGAACGACUCAUGCAGCAAGCGGACGAACUGACUCGCGAGCACAACGACAAACUCACCGGGGCUGUGGCGGCCGCGCUCCCGGAUUCAGAACUAUUUUUCAAGUGCCUGAUGCGUCGAGCUCGCCAGGCCUACGCGACCGGCAGAUUCCAGAGUUGCGCGCGGGACUGUCGACUGUAUCUCGACAGGAGAGCCUCGAUAACGAGGGGGGACGAGAGCGACGACGCGGUGGACGUCUUGUUUCUGCUGUCCGAUGCCUGCAAGGGGAUGCGCAAAGACGUAGAGGCCCGGAAUCACGUCAACGAAGCCAUGAAGCUGAUCAGUCGAUUCGCGGCGACGAGCUGCGGAACUGACCGGGCGGAUAGUCAGCGGUUUAAAGACGAAAAAGCAGAGCUGUUCAAACGCUUUUUGAGCAGGAGGCAGAAACCCACCGUGGCGUCCUCGACUCGCUUGAAAAAUUCACAGGAAGACAAAGAGGUACCAGCGGUGCUAGGCAAGAAUCAUGAAUAUUUGUCUUGCGCCUCCGACGCCGUAGAUCUCGUCUACGAUCCGAGCAAAGGAAGGUGUCUUUACGCCAGGAGAAACAUCCCAGCCGGCAGCGUUGUCAUCGUCGAUCGGCCUUUCGCUUGGUGCACCGAUACGGCUGCUCUCGCUCGUAACUGUCUCCAUUGUCACGCGUCGCUGAGACUGGACCACAGCGCUCCGGUGCCUUGCCGUAACUGCCGAUCGGUUUUAUUUUGUUCGGAAAACUGCAGGGCUGUGUCGUGGAAUAAAUAUCACAGAUUUGAGUGCAGGAUCUUUAAUUAUUUUCACAUCAACAAACUUCAGAGGACCAGUUCACUUUUGGCAUACAGAACAGUGAUUACCGCUGCUUUGAGCGGCAUCAACGGUGACGCUGAUUUAUCCUCGACGCGGGGUAUCAAUCGGGACUUUCUCAAACUACACGAGGACGAGGACGCGACGCCGAUCGACGCAGUGGCUCCGGACCCGGAAAAGUACAAGCCCGACGAUUACAAGACGGUGUUCGCUUUGAAAACCCACGGCGGUGAUUUUACGCCGGAGGAUAAUUUCGAGCGGGCGGUCCAGUCGAUAUUUUUGGCCAGAUGCUUCAUCGACGCGUUGUCGCUUUCGGCCGAAGAGACGGAGAAAUCGAGCACGGAUAAGGAUUUACUACGUACUUUGGCAGUGGCCAUGUUGCACAGUAUGCACGCAAUUAACUGCAACGCCUAUGAAAUUGUCGAGAACGUACGUGACGAAUCGUCCAAAAUUUUUGAGCCAAGAAACGUUGGUGGUGCGAUUUACAGUACGGUCAGCUUAACGAAUCAUAGUUGUUAUCCGAACGUUGUUAGGCAUUCUUAUCCUUGUGGUGCAGUCGUGGUAAGAUCGAUACGUUUCAUACCACAAGGUGCUGAAGUCCUCGAUUGCUACGGACAACAUUUUCUCGAGAGCGAUCGAGACACCAGACGUAAAUUUACCGCCGCAAAGUAUCACUUUGAUUGUCAGUGUGACGCGUGUGUCAACGACUGGCCCAUGCAAUUACCCACCGAUAAGUUCGACUUUAAAUGCAAAAAAUGCUUCGGCAAGUGCCGGAAAACGACGCGCAGUUACGCAGAGUGCACAUCGUGUGGUCAAAAAACCGACAUCAACAAGUAUUACAUUAUGCUUCAAAAUUCGGUGAAAAAGAGACUCUCGGCUUUGACGAAAAUGUACGAUGGUAAUUAUAGUGAGGCACUGCCACUUUUGCUCGAGCACUCGGACUGUAUCGAUAAAAUUUUGUCGGAACCGAGUCUCGAGACUGUUAAAACACAACAAUCUAUCAUUCAAUGCUUGAACGCUUUAUCGUCUACAUCGGUUUAAGUAUCAUAAUA